CACAAAAAGAAAAAGAACCAAUCAGGUGGAACAGCCGUCAGCCGCGGCGAGCCACCUACCCAACCCACGUUCGCGGCCUCUCCGUCCACUAGGCCCCUCUUCCCCGUCUCCCCCGCGCCGCCGGGGCGACCAGGGCCAGGGGCGGCUUCUCCUCCACCCUCCCUCCGGUAGCUUUCUGCGCGGCGGGGCCCGCCCUCCAGCCGCCGGCCAUGCGCGCCCUUCGCUCCCGCUUCCUUCCGCUGCUAGCACGGCAUUGGCAGUGGCAGUGGCAGUGGGAGUGGGAGCUCCAGGGAGGCGUCGGCGUCGGCUGCUUACGUAGAGCGCCGCGCGGCUUGUGCGGGGAGGCGCGGGAGGGAGCGGCGGCGGCGGAGGAGGAGGAGGCGAAGAUGGAGAGCAUAAUGAAGGGGAUCCGGGGCGACAACGCGCCGUGCGUGCUAGACCUGGACGACUCGGCGACGGUGGGCGGCGGCGUCGGGGACACCUACGGCGAGGACUGCGCCACCGAGGAGCAGCUGGUCACGCCGUGGACCGUCUCCGUCGCGAGUGGUUACAAUUUGCUGAGGGAUCCUCGCUACAACAAGGGGCUUGCCUUCAACGAAAGGGAGCGCGAAACGCACUACCUCCGUGGGCUUCUGCCACCAGCAGUCGUAUCUCAGGAGCUCCAGGAGAGGAAGAUCAUGCAUAACAUCCGCCAAUACCAGCUGCCUCUGCAGAAAUACAUGGCUAUGAUGGACCUUCAGGAGGGGAAUGAGAGGCUUUUCUACAAGCUCCUUAUUGACAACGUUGAGGAGCUACUUCCUGUUGUUUACACUCCAACAGUUGGCGAGGCCUGCCAAAAGUACGGCUCCAUAUUUAGCCGUCCUCAGGGUCUUUAUAUCAGCUUGAAGGAGAAGGGAAAGAUCCUCGAGGUACUAAAAAACUGGCCAGAGAGGAGCAUUCAGGUUAUCGUUGUCACUGAUGGUGAGCGAAUUUUGGGGCUUGGAGAUCUUGGAUGCCAGGGAAUGGGUAUCCCUGUUGGUAAGCUUGCCCUUUACACUGCUCUAGGAGGAGUCCGGCCAUCUGCUUGCUUACCAAUCACAUUGGAUGUUGGAACAAAUAAUGAGGAGCUUCUGAAUGAUGAGUUCUACAUUGGCUUGAGACAAAAGAGGGCCACUGGACAGGAGUAUGCUGAUUUUCUGCAUGAAUUCAUGGCUGCUGUGAAGCAAAACUAUGGGGAGAAAGUACUCAUUCAGUUCGAGGAUUUUGCCAACCACAAUGCAUUUGAUCUCCUUGCAAGAUAUGGAACAACUCACCUUGUGUUCAAUGAUGAUAUUCAGGGAACGGCUUCUGUGGUCCUCUCUGGGCUUGUUGCGGCACUGAAAUUAGUUGGUGGUGCAUUGGCAGAUCACACUUAUCUGUUCUUGGGAGCUGGAGAGGCGGGGACAGGUAUUGCGGAACUUAUAGCACUUGAGAUAUCAAGACAGACCAAAGCCCCAAUUGAGGAAUGCCGCAAGAAAAUAUGGCUUGUUGAUUCAAAGGGCUUGAUUGUAAGUUCACGAAAGGAGACCCUUCAACACUUCAAGAAACCAUGGGCUCAUGAGCACAAACCUGUCAGCAACCUCUUAGAUGCUGUCAAUACUAUCAAACCAUCAGUGUUGAUUGGCACAUCUGGAAAGGGUCAAACAUUCACGAAGGAGGUUGUUGAAGCCAUUUCCUCAAUUAAUGAGAGGCCUGUCAUUCUUGCCUUGUCCAACCCAACAUCGCAGUCUGAAUGCACUGCUGAACAAGCAUACACGUGGAGCAAGGGCCGGGCAGUGUAUGCAAGCGGAAGUCCAUUUGAUCCAGUGGAGUAUGAUGGCAAGACAUACGUCCCAGGCCAGGCAAACAACGCUUAUAUCUUCCCGGGUUUUGGCCUUGGUGUGGUGAUGUCUGGUGCAAUCCGUGUUCAUGAUGACAUGCUUCUUGCAGCUUCGGAAGCACUGGCUCAGCAGGUCACACAAGAGAAUUUUGACAAGGGACUCAUUUAUCCUCCCUUCUCAAACAUCAGAAAGAUCUCUGCCCACAUUGCAGCCAACGUUGCAGCAAAGGCAUAUGAACUUGGUCUGGCAAGUAGGCGCCCUCGUCCAAAGGACCUGGUUAAGUAUGCAGAGAGCUGCAUGUACAGCCCAAUUUACCGCAACUACCGGUGAAUUCGGUCAUCCGGAUCUAUUCCAGUCAUGUAUACCUACGAACUGUUUACCGCAAAAUCUCUUUAAGAACACUACGUGUUCAGUACCCCAUGCUGUAUUUCAGAUAAGCCUACCGGAGUUUGUUCAAGCCCUUUUUUUCCCGUGUUGUUUCUGUCUGUUCUGUAAUACUACUUCCUUUGCGACGUGGUGUAAAGUGCCUUGUAGCCAGUUAAGCAUUUGUAUUCUCAUCGCAGAACGUUAUUUUCGUCCUAGGGAUCGAUGAUAAAUCUGGAAUAAAGUUUCUGAGACCUUUUACAAUAUUUACAUUUCUAAAA
Messenger RNA from Oryza brachyantha (malo sina), 2482 nucleotides. RefSeq names its product NADP-dependent malic enzyme. Gene Ontology annotation, molecular function: malate dehydrogenase (decarboxylating) (NADP+) activity; NAD binding; malate dehydrogenase (decarboxylating) (NAD+) activity. Gene Ontology annotation, biological process: malate metabolic process; pyruvate metabolic process. Lineage: Eukaryota; Viridiplantae; Streptophyta; Magnoliopsida; Poales; Poaceae. The transcript is spliced from 20 exons. The coding region runs from base 210 to 2168 and encodes 652 amino acids. The record is from RefSeq and is a predicted model, not a curated record. Gene Ontology annotation, cellular component: chloroplast.